Zingiber officinale is the source of this 2467-nucleotide messenger RNA. Its product is annotated as pentatricopeptide repeat-containing protein At3g09040, mitochondrial-like. Bases 34 to 2457 code for a protein of 807 amino acids. The record is from RefSeq and is a predicted model, not a curated record. The transcript has a single exon. Gene Ontology annotation, biological process: RNA modification. Gene Ontology annotation, molecular function: protein binding; RNA binding. Lineage: Eukaryota; Viridiplantae; Streptophyta; Magnoliopsida; Zingiberales; Zingiberaceae.
AUAUAUAUCUCAUAUGCACGAUCUAACCUUGGCAUGAGAGUGGGCAAGAUCCGUGUUCCUUCAUAUUCUCCUUUGUCGUCAAUCUUUACAAGCAAAUCAUUCCACCUUUCCUUCUCCAGCAAUAGCCCUUCGACUCCCAUCGAUCUUCCUUUCCAUCUGCCUCUGUCCUUCUCCGAUCUAUUUGCUAUAAACAACCAAAACACCUUUGCCGCUGCUCUGAGCUUUUCUUGGCGGAACAACUCUCCCGUCUUGGGUUCCCGGAUCCAUGGCCAAAUCAUCAAAUCCGGAUUCUCUGCAGACACCUUCUCACAGAAUAAUUUGCUCACCAUGUACUCGAAAUGCCGAGAAGUUGACCAUGCAUCAAAGGUGUUCGACGAAAUGGCUGACAGGAAUCUUGUUUCUUGGACUUCGAUGAUAUCAGGGUUCGUUCACAACAAUGAGCAUGAAAAGGGUUUCAAUUUAUACAUUGAGAUGAUGAGAGCAGGGUUCGUCCCCAAUGAAUUCAGUCUGGCAAGUGUCAUGAGUGCAUGUGGAGUGACUGGGAGAAGUAAGUUUGGCAAUGCUCUUCAUUCUGUCGCUUUGAAGAUAGGCAUGGAUACAAACCGGUUUGUCGGCAGCACACUUUUGUGGAUGUAUGCAAAGUGUGGAAAUAUUGAAGCUGCAGAACUUGCCUUUGAAAUUAUAUGUGAUCCAGACUUGGCUUGUUGGAACGCAAUCAUCGAGGGCUAUGCACUCAAUGGGGACAUCUUCAAUGCAAUGAAAAGUUUCAGUUUUGCCUCUCAGAUAGGACUAAACCCUGAUCAGUGCACUUAUAUCAGUACGUUGAAAGGGUGUCAAGUAAUAGGGGACUUAAGGUGUGGACAAACUGUUCAUUGUGUGGUUAUUCGUAACGAGUUUCAAUCCAAUACUACUGUGAUGAAUUCUCUUGCUGAUAUGUACUUUAGAACUGGCAGGAAGAACUCCGCUCUGAAAGUCUUCCAUCAGAUAUGUAUCAAGGACAAUUCAUCAUGGAAUACAGCAAUUUGUGGCCUUGCCAAAGAGGAGGAGGCAAGUGAAGUAGUGAAUUUGUUUUCUACCAUGCUAUCAGCCGGUGUUAGACCAGAUCAAAUUACUUUAUCCACCAUAAUCAGGCUCUGUGGUACAAUAGAGGAUCUUCAACUGGGUUCUCAGUUCUUCUGCUUUGCCUGUCGUCUUGGUUAUUUAAAUUGUGAUUUGGUUGUUAACUCACUGAUAAAAAUGCUCUCGAGAUGUGAUAUGAUGGAUAGUGCUGCUCUUGUUUUUGCUGGCCACCCUCAUACGAAUCUUAUCAUUUGCAAUGAAAUGAUUGUAGGCUACACUUUAAAUGGAUUUUGUACAAAAGCCUUUCAAGUUUUCUGCAGUUUGAUUGAACAUGGAAUUGAAGGAGAUGAGUUCACAUACUCUAGCAUCUUAGGUGCUUGUUUAAGAAUGGAACAUCAAAGCAAAGUUCAGCAGAUCCAUGCUAGAAUUAUAAAGUUAGGUCUUGGUUCAUGUUGCUCCAUAUGUAGUUCAAUGGUUACUGCAUAUGCUAGCUUUGGAGCAAUUACGUCUUGUUAUGCUAUAUUCAAAGAUGCUGCAAAGUUAGAUUUGGUUUCUUGGGGAGCCAUGAUUUCGGCUUUUGUAAAACUUGGCUUCAAUAAAGAGGGCCUUUUACUUCUAAAUUGCUUGAGAGAUACAUAUGAAAGGCCUGAUGAAAUUAUAUUAUCAAGUGCUCUCAGAGCAUGUGCUAAUCUUGCAUUGCUUGACCAAUCCAUGUGCAUCCACUCAUACAUUGUCAAGAUAGGAUUUGAGAAUUGUUUAUCUGUAGCAACUGCAAUGAUAAAUUCCUACGCUAAGUCUGGUGAGAUUUCAAGCUCGAAGGAUGUCUUUAAAAAUAUGUCAAGGGAUUACAAGGAUGUCAUUCUCUUUAAUACCAUGAUCAUGGCCUAUGCACAUCAUGGCCUGAUAACAGAAGCCAUCGAGCUUUUUCAACAGAUGAAGUCUUUUAAUAUACACCCUACCCAUGCCACUUUCGUGGCAGUUAUUGCAACUUGUAGCCAUCAGGGUCUAGUGAAGCAAGGUGAGCAUCUGUUUGAUUCGAUAAGCAGUGUUUAUGGAAUGUACCCUUCCACAGAUAAUUUUGCCUGCUUGGUCGAUCUUUUUGCCAGAAAUGGGCUUCUUGAGAAGGCUAAAAAUGUGAUUGAAAGCAUGCCUUAUGAACCAUGGCCUGCUCUGUGGAUAUCACUAUUAAGUGGAUGCCGCAUUUAUGGGAAUAAAGAUAUGGCUGAAUUGGCUGCUGAAAAGGUCCUCCAGCUAACCCCAAAUAAUGACAGUGCCUAUGCACUGAUGGCAAAUGUAUAUGCAGGAGAUGCAAAAUGGAAGGAUGCUGAACGAAUGAGAUUUAAUAUGGAAAUAAACAGAGUUGACAAAACCUGUGGAUAUAGCAUUAUUGCCACCUGAAAUACAAAAA